Paramuricea clavata is the source of this 5540-nucleotide messenger RNA. Lineage: Eukaryota; Metazoa; Cnidaria; Anthozoa; Malacalcyonacea; Plexauridae. The record is from the annotation of a GenBank genome assembly.
AUGGAGCUCGCACUGGGACAACAUAUCAGCCUGGGCCCAGUCAGCUCAUGGGCUGCAAUUUGCCCCAUUGCAAAAGGUAUGUUGAUCUUCAAGUGUAGCCUUAACUGUGGUGUAGCCAAUGUUGUUGAAGAAUGCAUUCACCAAUUAGUACUGCCAAGGACGUUCUUGAUUCUGAAAUUUUUAUAGGCCACUCCAAAUUAGAUUUUACCCCUGUAUUCUAAAAGCUCACUCACACUCAAAGAGUACAGGUUCAAUCUGAGCUUCCCUUGAGUGUCAGUGCUGUUUUUGAAUAGCUGUAGCGGGUGAGUAGUCACAUAGAAAGGUACGACACCAACCAUCCAGCUAUUUUAAAACAGCACUGACACUCAAGGGGAGCUCAGAUUGAACCUGUACUCUUUGAGUGCGGGUGAGCUUUUACAAUACAUGCAGUCUCACUCGUCCAAGUUUCUCUUCGACUCCAUGCAAGAAGUGGCUGAGUGAUUUUUGCAUUAUUUAUAUUUGAUGUUUGGAGAAAUCUUAUAUAUCAGUUGUUUUGUAGUAAAUUUUGUAAGAAUAUAGGAGAAAACGUGAUGUCAAUCAUGUCACGAAAAGCUGUUAAAAUUCUCACCUAUCUUAUUCGCACUCUCGCUUGCUUCUCAUGCAAUACAAUAGCAGCAUGCUGCUUUAAACAGUAAUGCGUAUUGCAGUUGAAACUGCUAGAAAGGUGUUUUACAGUGGACGGUGACAGAAUUGUAGUGUUUAUAUUUUUUGUAUUUUCAAUCAUGAUUAUGGCCGUGCGCAUGACUACAUGCCGGAAACUAUAAAAAUCUCAUUUGGAGUGGCCUAUAGUAGCUUCCAACAACAGUCACAGUGCUUCGUAUUUUAUAGCUUUUUAAUCACGCAAACUUUCGCGCCAUAAUAGCCCAUGCGUGACACGUCGUGUUGAUUAUUUUAGCGUUGCUGUCCAAGAUACUAGUUAAGUGUUAUGAUUUCCUAAAUUUAUAAACUUUGUGAUGUUAAACACGAUCGCAAUCAUGUCCAAACAUACAUAGACACCAAGUCAUCUAAAUCUGUCAACAUACGUCUAAGUGCGUCAAGUGUACGACCAGAUUUAUACUAGUUUACAGCAGUUGUCCAAAGUUGGGUUAGCGCUAAUCCUGAGUUAAAAUUUAACUCCCUGUUUUAGAUUUUUUAAAAUUUUUUAAAAAUUUUUUUAAACCAACAAAUUCCUGUUUUAGAUUUUUUAAAAUUUUUUUAAAUUUUUUUUUAAACCAACACAAUGUUACACCAACAUUGUUGCACCAACAUUGUUGCACCAACAUUGCACCAACACAAAAAAGUCAUGAUUACUAGAUUGCAUUGAUAUCGAAGGAACUAGACUCAGUUCCGAAAUAUCACAUACUCGAACCGACCUGACCACGUAGCUCAGUUGGCAGAGCAUUGGGUUAGUAUUCCAAAGGUCGUAGGUUCGAUUCCCACCGUGGCCAGGCAUAUUUUUCAAGCUUGCCCGGUGUGGAUAUACACUCAGAGUAACGUCGCUGUUUUAGUUUAGGUAUUUCUGCACCUUCGCAGUUUAUUUCUAAACGUGAGAGAAGAAAACUCCUAUUGAUCCAGACAAGACAGUUAUAAACAACUUGUUGGGAAGUUUGAUUUGGUUAAUCUAGGGUUACUAAGCUAACCAACUUUCCAAUAACUGCAUGGUCUUGGUAUGCAAACGAGAAAGUAUUCCUGGACAGGUUUUCCUUGACAAAGUUUUCGUUGACAAUUUUUCUUUGACAAGGAAUCUUUUCCAAAGCAGGCAAAGCUAGUCUUUUGAACAAGGAAAAAUUGUUCGUGCGUACGGCCGCCUAAGAAAACUUGACAAGUGCACAAGAAAUACUUCUAUGGUUUUGGAAAACAAAAUGCGGCCUUGAUUCAACAACUUUUUGAUAUUUUGGUGUAAUGCACCAUCUCAAUCCCCAGGGUCUUAGCUAGAGGGCCGUGUUGGCCGUGUUAUCGCGGCCAAAAAUGGAAAAACACGGCUAGAUAAAAUGAACGCGGCUUCAUUCAUAUAAGGUCAUAUAAGGCCGUGUAUAGGUUCAUAUAAGAUGGUGCUCCUUACAUGACAGACAGAAUUUCUUUCCAUUUACGUCAUAAGAAAGUUUGUAAAAUCUAUUGUUGUUGUUGAAAUUGGCAAAAGUGAUCCGUGAUGUUUUAAUGUUUUGAUGGAUAAUGGGAACCGAAAGGUGUUAAAGUGGUUUUAAAUGCACAAAACGUGUAACGAUAAAUAAUAUACAUGUCAUAUGACCCAGGCCAGAUGAACAGGAAUGCAGGCGUGAAACUCGGGAGAACCUGUGACAGUGAAAAUGAAACUUGCAUAUUUUUUACUUUGUGGUGUAAUGCACUCAAUCAUCUACGAUAUUUAUACCUUAAUGUGUCAAUGAUAUGCAUGUCAUAGGACAACUAGACCAGAUUCAAAUAAACGAACCUCGGAAUGCAAGUUACGCUGAUAACUAUAUUUGUUUUUGAAAAAGGGCUUUCAUUUCUUGUGUUAUUUUUAACCUUCUUUGAUACAACAGAGCGGCUUGUUAUUCUCUUUGUAUGUCAUGAAUUGUGUAUCUUUCUUAGGGCCUGUUCAUAUGAUCCCGCUUACCGGGACGUCUCGCUUACCGAUGAUCUCGCCGCCUAUCUAUUUUCCUAUAAAAUUUUGCAUUGUGUUCAUAUGAGAAAGCGAGCUGGCCCGCUUGCCGAGAUCUCGUUUGAAUUUGCCGAGAUCAUAGGUAGGCGGGAUGAAAAAUUUUCCAUAUGAACACGCCAGCCCGCUUACCGGGAUGAAGUGAAACAAGUCUUGCCAGUUUAAUUUAACACUUUUUACUUGGUUUUAUGUUUGUUUUGUAAACAAGUAUUAAAUAACAACCUGAAGCAAUACUUUUUCUUGUAAAUAAACGAAGAAAAACACUGAAAAUCGCCAAGUAUUUGUGUUGCUUGACUGAAAUGUAGAAGUUUUGCAUACGCUAAUUAUAGAACUACAAUGUAAUUUCAUCUCGGCAAGCGGGACGAAAUACUCCAUAUGAACGCACGGAAAUAUUCGUCUCGGUAAGCGAGACGUCCCGGUAAGCGGGAUCAUAUGAACAGGCCCUUAGUGGGCUGUCAAUGGUUCCUGCUCGCAGUCUGCAGGCAAGCAUGUAGCCAUAAGUGAAGCAUGCUCUUUAAUUAAGGACAAAGGUCCACAUGCUAUCAACGCAGACAAAGAGUAUCGUUAUCGCAGAAACACGACCAUAUUGCUUUAAAUGAAUGCAUGUUCUUCAAAGACAAAGUAUAUGCCCUUCGAAUCGGAUAUUAAACAUAAAUAAAAAAACAUCGGUAGUAUUUGCUCAUGCAGGUGUCACUUUUUACACAAACUUCCGACUGACUUAAAGUUAAGCUACGAACUAAGCUUUGUCAAUACUUUAGCUACUAAUAAAAGACAAUGUCAUCCAGAUUUUCUCUGAUUUUACGAUUACGCAAAACUCAAAAGCUUGGUUUUGCAACUGUGUUGAAAAUACUGCCUCAUGCUCGUCUUGUAGUGCCUAGUGGCAUUGGCAUGCAACUUGUGUUAAACUUAUUUUGUGUAUGGCAUAAUAACGCAACUUUUCUAAGUUGUUGAUAGCACGGUAGCGGUGUCGUAUUGCCAAUCAAAUCAAUAUUGAUGACAUAAUUCAAAUGUCAACAAUUCGGUGAACUAUUGUAACAAGAAUCAAGAUCAAAUACCAAAAAAAUGUACUUUUUAUUGUCAACUGUGCUGUAUAUAGUCAUUUUUCUCAGAUGGUUUCAAACGUCUAGUUGUAUUAGUCUACCAAGAAUACUACUGUAUUUGUGAAAGGUUUUAUCAUUGAAUCGUUAUUACAAUUCGGCUUCGAUCUAUUUACGUUGCGGAUUAACAGAAUGACCUUCAGGAGCCUAAAACUAAUCAUUAAGUUGUUAAAGUUUUGCAUUCUGUCUUUCCUUAUUCGCAUAACACGAAUGAAAAAAGCACUCAAUUUUUAAGUGUUUCACUGACUUAAUAUAUAGGUUGUUUUUUAAUUUGAAAAAGCACUCCAUUUUGCCCGAGACAAAGUUGCACAGGUUAAAUGGCACCUUGCUGUGUCACGUCAAUGAAUUAUUUACAUGUGUUAGACAACCCUUUGUCUUGUCUCGCUUCACUUUAGUUUCUAUUUAAUGGCUAUUUUGCCCUGCAAUUAACAGACGUCGUCACUCAUUCACAAUUCACGUUGAAAAGCCUGUCUUAUCAUAAAGCAAAAAUGCCGAAAAUUGUCUAACUUAUUAUUGUUAUAAAAAAAACGGGCAUUCGUAUUUUGACUUAAUAAAUUAAUUAUACUCAUUUCUGGCGUGAUUAAAGCUGUCCACUUCAAAAUACUUGAUGGCUAAAUAUUAUUAGGGCAUUGUAUUAUGUUUAAGUAAAGGUUUUACAACUGAAAGGUUUUAUAACUGAAUCCCACUGUAAAACGACACAUAUUUUUGGCAUUUUCGUCUAUAACUGGUCAAUUCUGUUGCUUUCAAAUUUUAGCUAAAACGUCUUUUGGUUGAUUAGCUAAAUUCAAUCUAAUUAGCUAAAUUCAAUCUAAUUGUACUAAUUUUGAUUCAACAAUUCGGUAUCCAUGGUGUUAAUCAGUAUGGCCUUUGCUUUUCUUUUCUUUUCGAAGUUACGAUAAUGCAAAGUGUAAAUUAAAAUUUGUGUUGUUUUGUAUUCUGUCUGCAUUCCAGGCAACCAUAAUAGCCUGCCUGGCAGAGGUUGUCACGCAAGCUAGAAACCAUUAUGUAAGCUUGAGGUUAACAUCACUGAAAACCCCCUAAAAAGCCACCUUGAAAUUAAUAUUUCAGACUAGUUAUGGAAUCUCGUCUCCAGUCCUCCAAGUACAAAGCAAGAACACGACAUUGGCCUUAGGUUUUCUCCGGGUACUCUGGUUUUCUCUCACAAGGAUUGUUGACAGAGUGGGUUGGAAUUUGCCUGGACUGACCCUUCCAUUGUAGCUGAACAUACGUAAAAAACGCACAAGUUGUAACGAACCUGCAGCAGACUUGUAGCAAUGCUGUUCCAACAACUUGUCAACAGGAUGUAUUCACUCUACUGCUUCCCAGCUUGUUGACAAGUUGUCAACGGCUUGUUGAUGAGAACUUGCCUACAAAGUUGUUAAGCUUAACCGACUUGUUAGGCCUACAAGUUGUUCCAACAACUUGUUAUCGUCCUGUAAUUCAACAAUUUGUCAACAAGUUGUGAGUGACAACCUUGUAGCAAUUUGAUAAAAUAACAACAUUGUUACAACUUGUUGACAAGCUUGCUACAAACCUGUUGCGAACAGAUCUUGUUGACAAGUUGUGGGAUUUUUACAUACGCAGAACUAACAGUAUAAAUAAUUUCUCUUCAAGGAAUUGGUUAUUCCAUGAUGAUCGUCUCGUUUCUUUGCACUGUGUAUUAUAAUGUCAUCAUUGCCUGGUGUCUCUACUAUCUUUCCCAGUCCCUGCGCUCAGAAGUUCCAUGGAAAAACUGUGGUAAUACGUGGAACACUCCCCAAUGUUCAACCACAGGAAAAGUGGUGUAUCAA